This is a messenger RNA of Symbiodinium sp. CCMP2456, 6321 nucleotides long. Lineage: Eukaryota; Dinophyceae; Suessiales; Symbiodiniaceae. The record is from the annotation of a GenBank genome assembly.
AUGACUUCGCAUUGGUUGCUGGAUCAGCUUUGUACGGAGUACAGAGAACAGGUGGUCCAGCAAGACAAGGAAGCACAAGAACUUACUGAGAAUCGACGCCGUUAUCCACGGCAGGAUGCCACUGCUCAACUCUUGCUCAAGGUAGCCGACAAGCUGUUGCAGGAGAGAGCAGGAUUGGAAGAAGCCCGAUUCGAGGAACACACAGCCGAUCUGAUUGCGUUGUGUCGUCGAUUCGGUUUAACCCUCGAGAAGCCGAAGGUCAGUGAAAAGGCCCUAACAGGCUUCUUUAGCAGCAUGCGAAUAUUCCGGCAGCCUACAGGUGCGCAGAACUCCAGGAGGUCAUCGCUACGCCCCUUGUUCGGUUCAUGCAUGGCGGGCGGCGCAGGAUUUCCUGAGAACCGGACAUGGUGGCCCGAUGUUCGAUCUUUUUUCGAUCACAGCUUUGAGGUGCUUCGAAAUGGAGACUUUGUUCGCGCCAACGCUCCAGAAAUGGUUGUUGGCGACAUCGUGUAUUUGAAGAGUGGUGACUGUGCGCCUUGGGAUCUGCGAAUUUUAAAGACUCUGGAGGACACCCGGAUCGACACAUCAACAGGUGUUUGCUCAGAGGUCCGGGACUGUACCGAGUGCUGCACAUCAGCCGAUCCCUUGUCCUCUGAGAAUAUAGUUAUCAAGGGAAGCUGGAUCCUUCAAGGAUCGCUGCUGGCCGUGGUGAUUCGAACUUCGAUGGAUCCGCUUGCCCCUCAUCGUUGUGCCAACGACUCUGAUCAGGAUGUCGAGUUUGCCAUUGAUGUGACGAUACCGAGCGGACUAACCACGGCUUCUUGCCAAACGAUUUUCUCAAGUUUAUGGACGAAGGCCAACUGCAUUUGCCGUUCCUUCGAAAUCAUGGUCCAGCUUUCUGCUGUCGAUGCUGUUAUCAUAUUCUUGACAGAGGACCUUCGCAAAGAUGCAUCGGCCCUCCAGGAUACAGUCCGGGAUCUACACGGACUUGGCAAGGCAGUAUUCUUGCUCGUGAAAGACCAGGGGACCGCAUCCCGACUGGCAGAAGACUUGAAGUUGAAACAGAUCUCUUUUGAGAAAGGCAAGCAGACUCCUAGCACAUGUGUCUCCAGUAUCGGUUCUUCCCUCGACGUGAGCUUCGAUGGUGAUGUGACGGGCACCUGCUCCGGUACAACAACACCGAGGCAGGGACAGGAGGAGGAACGUAUUGAGGAUUUGAUGAACAGCUGCAAAGCUGCCGCUCCCGGCGCUGUUGUCCAUGGCAUGUCGGAGGCAGCACUGGUGCAGUUCUGCCUCGUGAUGCAGGAAGCUGGUUUAAGUCCGAUGUAUGUGGCCAGCCAAUUGCAAUCUCAGUUCCUGCGGGCCCUUUCUGAUCCUAGCUUUCGUUCGCAGGCGCCCUCGGUUUCUUCAGGAACACAGGUGCAGCACUUCCCCUCCAGAGCCAGCCAAGAAACCUCCGCCUCACCACGAAGAGCCAAGAGCGCCCAGAGCCAGGCGAUCGUCAAGACACGGACUGAAGCGGUCCAGCACGCGGAAGCCAAAGCCCACAACCUGACCGAUGUGAUCAAAAGCAUGGGCUUGGAACUAAACAAGGUUGGUGAGAAGGUCGCGCCGAAAAGAGCGUCUUCCCUCACGAUUGUGUCGCUGAACGCCACAGGCGUUCUGGCAGACCGCUGCAGCUGUUGUGGAGGCAAGGCUGCCGGUACGUAUCGUCUUCCCCUCACCUCCAGGGAGCUUCCGCCCAGAAUGAGGUAUCUGCAGAAAAAUGUUGCUCACGGGAAGGCUUGGCUUUCCAAGAUCUGGUCCUUUGCGGGUCAUGCCGUGGUCAUGUUAAACAUGUUAGAUGGCAUCCAUGGAUUUCAAGCAGGAUGCGGUAACAUGGGUGUAGACGAGUACACGCUGUUCCUGUUUGCAUCCUUCCCGUUAUGUCGUUCGCUGGCUGGGCCUCUGCGUGCGGGUGUCCCGCCCCCACCACCGCCCGCUGUGUACCCUUGGCCAGAGGACGGAACCGCGAAACCAGGUGAGCAAGUGUACGUUGGUGAGGACGAAGACUCAUGCACCAAGAAGUUCCGGAAGCGGCUGUCCAUUGCCGUGGACAAGGGCCGCACAGAGGAGGUGCAGGCUUUGAUCCUCGAUGCCCACAAAGUCGGCCUGCAGGGCCCGGAGGUGCGCUGGGCUCGCGACGUCCUGCUUGCUGCCGAGGCCGCCGAGUUCCGGAAGAGUGCGGUGAUGCUGGUGGAGGAUGCCGUGGAGUCCGGCGACUACUGGAAGCUGCAGGCGGCAAUGCAAGCUGCAGUUGGCUGUGGUUUGGGCGCAGAGCAGGCACCCCGACUAAAGCAAGCGAUGCGUACUCACAAAGCUCGUUCCGAGGCAUCCAGAGAGCUGCGGAAAGCAGCUCAGGUUCGGGAUGUCCCACGACUGCGGACUGCCAUCGAGGGGGCUCUGAAGGUCCACUUGGAAGAGGAUGUUGUAAAGCGAGCCCGCGCAACUCUUCGAGCUCUGCAGGCCAGGGAAUCUGCCCGAAAAGAGCUCCGGCGAGCUGCCGAAGCCAAGGAUAUGACCCGACUGAAAGCUGCCAUCAUCGCUGCCGAAAAAAGCUUCCAGGAGAAGGUUCCCGACAUGUGCGGGGAUGAUCCGAAGGAGAAGCAAGAGUUGGAUGCAGCACGAGCAGCUCUGCGUACACAUGCCACGAGCAGGCUGUCAAGACUGGCAGAUGCAGAAGACAUCGAAAGCCUCGGAAAAGGUCUUCAGGAACUUUCUGGCCAUGGAGUUCCUGCAGAAGAGUGGCAGCAGUUCGAACAGAGGCACUCUCAGCUGAAGACGCGCCAGCGGUGCCAAGAUAAAUUGGCACAAGCGACGAAGGCCAGAGACAAGGAUGCAAUCCUGGCUGCUAUGGAGGAUGCCAAGGUCGUGUUGGAGCAGAACUCAGAAGUCAUCGAGAUUGCCCAGAAGACGGUGUCCAUGCUCGAGGCGGAGGAGACCAUGGCCAAGACGCGUGCCGAGGUGGCAGAGGAGUUGACUCGCUCUGUGCACGGGGAGGAUCAGCGGCGGUUGAUUGCGGCUCUUACAGCCGCCGAUGCAGCAGGUUUCACCUCUUCGGAGGUUGCAUUUGCACGGGAGCGCUUGCGACGACUACGAGCUCGAGUUGGCGCGGCGCAAGAGCUGCGGGAAGCGGCACAUUCAGCAGACAUGUACAGGCUGCGUGCGGCAAUCACCGCUGCCAAACGAGCAGAAGUGUCGGAAUCAGAACUUGCAGGUGCCAGAGAGGCCCUGCGGUGUUUGGAGCUGCAGGCUGACGUCAGGCGAAGCAUCGAGGCAGCUGUGACUGCAAAAGACGUGGAGCUUCUGAGGAGAUGCAUCGAGGAUGGGAAGCAAGCCGGUCUGAACCGGCAGGAGGUGGCCCGGGCACAAAAGCAUCUCCAGAAGCUUGGACAGUCAAGCGUUGGUCGCGAACUUGCCGAGGCGCUGCAGACAGGUGACGCUGUGCGCUUGCGGGCAGCCGCCCGGGCGGCAACAGAUGCAGGCAUGACUGGCGCGGAGGUGGAGUCCGCAUGGCAUCGGCUUCGAGAGUUGGAGUCUCACAGCUGGCUGAGGCAGCAGCUUGAUGGUGCUCUCGCCAGCAACGACGCCGUCCGGUUACAGGCGGCCAUCAAGCAAGCAGAACUCGGAGGUCUUGGCCCACCAGAGCUUUCCGCGGCCAAGCGGCAUUUGGACGCUCUGAACGCUCGUCUUCACGCGCGCCAGGAGUUGCAUCUGGCUCGGACCAGCGGGAAUCCGUACGCUCUUCUCGCUGCAGUACGUCAGGGCCAGGAGGCUGGUCUCCCCCAGCACGAGCUUGAAGUCGCAAGGCGAUCUGCCGAAGCCUUUUCGGGUUUCGACACCGGGCCAGAGACCGUGCCGCAGCUGUCAGUCGGCGCUUGGCGCUCGGUCGUUUCAUCAGUGGCGGGCUUUGAAAGGUCUCUCCCUGAGCUAGGCUGGUCUGUGGAACGCGACUUCAUGGCCAUUCCGAUGCAGCCGGCUAAGCAGCGGAGUGAAGACUGGUACGUUCAUGUACGCAGGCCGCCAGCGGAUGUGGGCACUUUGCAAGUUCAGGUUUUGGAAGCGCGAGAUAAUCUUGCCAGUGCCUUCUUUGCAACCAUGGGGGGAUGUUGUUGCAAGGGUUUCUCCAGAUCUACGGCCCUGCAACCCGAGCAACCCUUCGACCACAAGGUGUAUUAUGAGAGCUUCACACGACAGGACAGGUCCAAGGUCUGGGAAUCAGUUUUAAAGGAAGGAGGGCAAGAGAUCAUGCGCUUCAACGAGGUUGAGGACGUCCGGGUGUAUAACACUGGGUCGGCUGACUACACCAGAGUUGGCGUGUUGGUUCUUACGGAGCUGUAUAUGUGGUGGCAUGCUCCGCCUACCUUCCCAAGCCCCGCAGCAGGGCAGCCAAAGACCUCCAAACGUGCAAGGCGGCUGGCUGGGAGUGCCAUCGUAAUUGGCUAUGGCAUGAUAGAGGAGGUGGGCAUCGUCUGUUUUGAUGCUGGUGGAUGUGCCGUCCGCAUCGUGGCCAGAGAGGCUUACGGCGAUCAGUUCGAGAUGAUUCUCCAGGUCCUGCAGCCAGCGGAGACGGUUCCGGCGUUCACCACGGCGAUUCCGGAGGAAUCGGGCCCGGAGGGAAGCGAAGCAUGGCAUCAGACGCUGGCGAGUUUCCUGGACAAAGCGUUGAAGGCCUACAACUGGGCACAUUACUUUCUGCAUUGCGCCCUCCGCCAGCGAGACUUGUUCGCCCACAAGGGAGUGAGUCAGCCCGAGCUGAAUCUCCUCCCAAACGAAGAGGUUGCAGAGACCUACCACGGCAUCUUGAACUUCGGGGCGUCCCAAGAGGACCUUGUUGGUCACUUGAUCGUCACCAACAUUCGAGUGAUCUGGGCCCUUGAUCGAGACCGAAUGACGUACAACGUCAGCGUGCCGCACAGGGCACACGUCCCUUCAUUGACGGACACGCAGACGUUCGGGCUUUGCUUGGUGCUUCACAUCACUCAGCCCUUCCUGAACAAUCCCGACCACUUCGGCGGGAUGCGCCUGGGCUUCGGAGCCGCUGAGAUGAAGGGCGAGGAGCGCCGAAGGCGACUGGAGAAGAUCCUGGCCCACAUCGUAGAGAUGCAAGGUAAGUACAUGCCGGAUCCGCGGUAUGGUGUUGCCGACUACAUGCGAAAUCGUCGCCAGUACCAGGUGGAGUCCAAUGUGCGAUUGCUUCAUGCAUUGAGCCAUCUCGAUACGCUCAGUGAGAACACCAGGCCGGACAGCAUUGAGGCGAGCCUGCAAGGCGAAGUCAGUGAGUGUGUCAUCUGCCUGGAGCAGGUUUGCAGUGGGUCCCGCCUUGCUUACCUGCUUGCAGCCGGCAAGCUGGGCUGGGCGUGCCGACACAUCUUCCACCUAGAGUGUGCGCAACAGUUGGCGUCGCGCAAGUGUCCAGUCUGCCGGGCAUGCUUUAGUGAGGUGCGGGAGAUGCCCGACAUACGUCACAAUCCUGGUGCCUGGUUUGAUGCUAUGGAUAUUGACCGCACUGGAGACCUGGACCUCGAAGAGGUGCUCGGGGCACUGUCCGUCGUGCUUCCCAUCGAUCGCGAAAAGCUGGAGACUCUUCUCAAACCGGACGACAACCACUUGCCGCAGGAUGAAGCAUCAAAGUGCAAGGGAGUGAACGAUGCAGUCGCGCAAGAAAGUGACAACAGUCAAAUCACUGCCUUGGAUGAGGAGAUGAUUCAGAUCAGUGAUUCUCCCCUGCCAGCUGCCCAGCUGCAGUCCUCCGAGCUCUGGCGCCAGUGGGACAAAGAAGGUACUGGCCGAAUCACCCGAAAGGCUUUCGAGGAUCCAGACGGUGGACUCUUGGUCUGGAUCCUCGCUCGUUUGAAGCUCGUCCACCGUGGUCAAAGACCUCAGCCUUGCCUGGCAGCGGCCGCCGGCUCUGAGGCGCUUGGCCGGUGGUUCGACUUCUGGGACUGGAGUCAGGUGGGCUUUCUGACCCGCGGGCAGAUCACGCGCGCGGUAGCAAAAGAGUUUGAAGGCCGUCUGGCCGACAUGAGAUGUCUCGACUUGGUGCAAGAGGUGUGGAAGUCAAUUACCGAGGAGGCGAUGUCAAAGCCGGUGACUCCUCGCUCGACAGUUCCGACACCGUCUCAUGUUCCAGACGAAGAACCUGGUAGUCCUACUUCAGGACACAAAAGCCAGGAUCAUCUUGUUCUGGCCUACCCCGAUCCCUGGAAUUUGCGAGAAGGCAGAUCUGUGUCGACAGGACAUCACACGCCUGCUGUGAGUGAGACUUGCCAUGCAAGAUAA